AUGGCAGAGCUAGAAGCCGCCCCUGUUUUAUCCACUCCAGACGACCGCAUCCUCGAAGCCACCGAGCCCGUCGUACCGGACACUAACCGCGCCCUCUCGGAAGAGGAACUCGCCAUCACCUAUGAUAUCGAACGCACGCUAAAAGAAAUCCGCCAGGCGCGGUACAAGCGGAUCGCUCUACAAUUUCCAGAUGAAAUGCUCCCCGAUGCUCCGCGGGUAUUCCAGCUACUGAGUCGGGGCUUGGAGGCGCGGGAUGUUGUUGAGGAUAGCGGCGCUUCGGGUCACAAAGAUGAGAUUAAUGGCGAUAGGACAGGGGGAGACGGUUUAGCGGAUUCGGUGUCCCGGCUUGAAGUCCGGGAUGCUGAAGUGGCGCCGAAACUUUAUAUCCUCGCUGAUACUUCUUACGGGACGUGCUGUGUUGAUGAAGUCGCUGCGGAGCAUGUAGAUGCGGACGUUGUCGUGCACUACGGACGGUCAUGUUUGUCGCCGACUGCCAGACUUCCAGUGAUCUAUGUCUUCACUCGCAAGUCUUUGCCUCUUGAUCCACUCGUCAAGGCGUUCAAGGAAACUUACGAACCGAGUGCAAAGGUGAUCCUCGCCGCGGAUGUCGCCUACUCAGAGCAUGUCGCCGAAGUAUAUUCUCGUCUGGUUGCAGAAGGGUACACCAACCUGUUCUCCACAGAAUUGGUACACGAUCCGUCGUCUGUCAUUCCUAACCGCACCGUACCAGACUCGGUGAAGGAGACUCCAGCGUCGCUGUCCGACUGGCAGCUUUUCCACAUCUCCGAGCCGCCAACUGCGCUACUCCUUACGCUGGCGUCCCGUGUCGCGGCAAUUCACAUCUAUCCCACUGACGGGCCGGCUGGCGCGGACGUCAAGCCUCUACCCGCCUCAACUUCGGCGUUGUUACGGCGCCGCUACGCGAUCUUGACACGGCUGAGUACAGUGCCUAUUUUUGGAAUUUUGGUAAACACGCUUAGCGUAAAGAACUACCUCCAUAUCGUGGAGCACGUCAAAGAGAAGAUCGCAGCGGCAGGCAAGAAGAGUUACCUGUUUGUGGUUGGCAAGCUUAACGCUGCCAAGGUAGCCAACUUCAGUGAGAUCGGUGGCUGGGUGGUUAUUGGCUGUUGGGAGAGUUCUCUGGUCGACAGCAAGGAUUUCUGGAAACCGGUCAUCACUCCGUUUGAGCUGGAGUUUGCACUUAAGGGGGACGACGAGCGGAUCUGGACGGGCGCCUGGCAGAGUGAUUUCCAGAGCGUCCUUGACCAGCCACCACCAACUUCGGAGUCUCAAGGGGAUGGCGAGGAGGAGGAAAACACAAACGGCGCAACCUCGACAGGGGACCAGGUAAAGAACGAGGAGGACGAAAUGUCGGAGCCCGAGUCUGCACCACCCGAGUUUGACUUGCGGACCGGUCGGUACGUUUCCCACACGCGUCCGAUGCGGGAAUCCGCUUCCCGCGCAUCCGCCCAGGGAGGUUCUGGCUCGCGAGGCGGCAGCGGUGUAAUCUCUGCGGCUGAUGGGCCGUCUGCAGCUCGAGCACUCGCUCGACGAGCCAAGGGCGACUUGGCUAUGAUCAGCGGCUCUUACUCGCCUGGAGCGGAAUUCCUGCGGUCGCAACGGACGUGGACAGGCCUGGGGAGCGAUUUCAAUAGCGCAGCGAACAGCGUUCAAUAUGACGGCGAAGGGGCGGACGACAGCACACUGGUUGUGGAAGGGCGCAAGGGGAUUGCAAGGGGAUAUACGGUGGGGGAAUCAAUAGAUAGACACUAA
Messenger RNA from Aspergillus calidoustus, 1773 nucleotides. The record is from the annotation of a GenBank genome assembly. NCBI's taxonomy places the organism in Eukaryota, Fungi, Ascomycota, Eurotiomycetes, Eurotiales, Aspergillaceae.